Manis javanica (Malayan pangolin) is the source of this 2281-nucleotide messenger RNA. RefSeq names its product HscB mitochondrial iron-sulfur cluster cochaperone (gene HSCB). Gene Ontology annotation, cellular component: mitochondrion. Gene Ontology annotation, biological process: [2Fe-2S] cluster assembly; protein complex oligomerization. Gene Ontology annotation, molecular function: ATPase activator activity; protein-folding chaperone binding. The record is from RefSeq and is a predicted model, not a curated record. Lineage: Eukaryota; Metazoa; Chordata; Mammalia; Pholidota; Manidae.
AUCAGCAGCACCGGUCUGGUCGGCAGCUCUCCCUUUUCUUCCCCCUGCGAAGUGGCCGCGGCGAGAUAGGCCGCGGGCCCGAUGUGGGGCGGAUGGGCUGUGCCCCUCCUCCGUGUAUGGAGGUUACGGCCAGCAGGGACUCUUGCAAGGCGACCGCUAAACUGCAAGGAUGCAUCGCUGGCGGGAAGCAACUCCCCGCAGUGUUGGAACUGCGGCCGCCGCGGGAGCCCCGUGCGGGGGAACGGGUUCUUCUGUCCGCAGUGCCGCGCGCUGCAACCACCGGACUCCACUCGAGACUACUUCAGCCUCAUGGACUGCAACCGUUCCUUCAGAGUUGAUACUGUGAAGCUCCAGCAAAGGUACCAGCAACUACAGCGCCUUAUCCACCCAGAUUUCUUCAGCCAGAGGUCUCAGCCUGAAAAGGACUUCUCAGAGAAGCAUUCAACCCUGGUGAAUGAUGCCUAUAAGACCCUCCUGGCCCCCCUGAGCAGAGGAUUAUACCUUCUAAAGCUCCAUGGAGUAGAGAUUCCUGAAAAGACAGACUAUGAAAUGGACAGCCAAUUCCUCAUGGAAAUAAUGGAAAUCAAUGAAAAACUAGUAGAAGCUCAAAGUGAAGCUGUGAUAAAAGAAAUUGAAUCUAUUGUCAGAGCUAAACAGAAGGAAUUGACUGACAAUGUAAGCAGAGCUUUUGAACAAGGUACCUUCUUCGUUUCUUGACUUGCUUUAAUAUGGAAAGAAUUGUAAGCACUGAGAUGAUUUUGAAAAAGCCAAGGAAAUUUUAACAAAGAUGAGAUACUUUUCAAAUGUAGAAGAAAAGAUCAAGUUAAAGAAGAUUCCCCUCUAAUGGUUGCUAAUCUAAAAGUUUUUAAAAUAAAAGUUCUUGCAUAUUUCUUUUCUGGCUUCUGCUAAUAAGACUAGUAUGCUUUCACCACUAAUGUCAUCUUAAUUAAGCCUGUGGCUUAAGCCUUAAUGGAUGGCAGAUUUUGUCAUGCCAGUGGAAACACAGCCUAGCCCGAGCCUGAGUGGCCAGUCCUUCAUGGGAUACUUGAUAGACCAUGUCCCCAGUCUAGGCCAGUGGAUGAGGAGGUGGGGAUGGGGCCAACUUGGGAAUCUAAAGGGGUGGGCAAACUUGUUUUACAAAGGGCUACACCAUAAAUUCUUCACGUUUUUUGGACCAUACUGCCUUGAUUGUAACAACUGUGUCGUUGUAGCUUCACUUACAAAAGAAGCAAUAGGCUAGAGUUGGCCAUGGGGUCGUUAGCCUCUGCCCUAGAACGUCUUCUCGGUAAAGGCAUGAACUUCACCGAUGCCCUUGUUAGUACGGUCUUCAUGGCUCUCUUUUUGGUAACCAUGCAAAGUUGCCUUUGGACCUCUUCGGCCUACUUUUCAAAAUGUAGAUAAUAUUACGAAGAUUUAGUCUGGUAUUAAACCCCAGCAACAUUUUCAGCUCCACCUUGGUGGCAUGGAGCAGUUUUAAUUUCUCCCUGGACAGUUGACACUCUCUCGUCGUGAUUUCUCUGCCUCUCUAAUCCAGCCCAAAGCAGUUCUACUUCCCCUUCUGGAUUUUUGGAAAUUGAGUUUAAGUUCUUGAUUCAUUUCCAGAAGAAAACCUCUUAAGCUCUCUGGAUCAAGGGAGAUUAAAAUAGAAAAUCUGAUUUUCAAAAUUGCAAGGAAUAACUCUUGGAGGGAAAUGCUUGGUUAUAAUUGAAGAAAAAUCAAGGUUCUGAACCAAGGUUUGAAUAAUACUAGAGUUUAAAACUGCAGUUCCUUUGCAUCCUCUCAUCGUUGAUUAAGGAUUUGUAUCUUGAGAAUCCUGAUCUUGUUAUAGCAGUUACCGUUUUAGGAUUUAUGGAUCUUCUAAAGGCAGAUAAACCACAGCAGCUGUCUGGCUUAAUAGUAUUUAGGAGUGUCAGUACAGUCUCCAACUCCUUUACAGCUUACCAGGAGAAUCAGUUACUUGUCUGAAAACACACAGGGAGCCCUUUAAAUAAAUAACUACAAUGCAAGAAAUGUCCUGAUUUAAUUGGGUGCUUCUGCAAAGAAAGGAAGAGAUGAAAGCAUUGUUUGAAAUAUUUCUGUGGACAGUCUUCAUUCCUUCCUCAGAACAGUGAUCAAGAACAAAACAAUCUGGCCACAAAAAGAAAUCAGAUAAACAUUGCCUCACACAUCAUCUUUGGAGGCACUUCAGAGAAACUUUCCCUUACCUGUUGCCAUCAGGAAGGGCCACUGGGUCUCCCAGCAAACUAUUUCUGAUUUAGGAAAUAAAUGAACAAAGACCUUC